This is a messenger RNA of Gastrolobium bilobum, 1738 nucleotides long. RefSeq lists its product as uncharacterized. Gene Ontology annotation, cellular component: nucleus. Bases 124 to 1482 code for a protein of 452 amino acids. The record is from RefSeq and is a predicted model, not a curated record. The transcript is spliced from 3 exons. NCBI's taxonomy places the organism in Eukaryota, Viridiplantae, Streptophyta, Magnoliopsida, Fabales, Fabaceae.
AUCUUUAUAUCAUACAUCUCUGUCUCUCUCUCGAACCUCAAUUUCUCCCAAACCCUAAUUUCCGAAAAUUCCCCCAAAUCCUCGUAUAUUGUAGCCUUUGUUCUCCGAAUCCCCGAUUCUACUAUGGAGCACAACAACGACAACAACAAGAUGUACAACAUGUUCGUGAAGCACUUGGACGGGAAAACCCUAACCCUAUUAUUCCCAUCUCCGAUCGCAUACGCGAAUUCCAUAAAGGAUCGCCUAUUCGAACUCACCGGAAUCCCGACGCAACACCAGCGUCUGGUGACGGGGUGUCGGCACCUGAACGACGAGAAAUCGGCGAUAUGGUGCUCGCCGGAAGGCGGGAACAUGUUCCCGUCGGUGCGGCUACUGCUGCGGCUGAAAGGAGGGAAGGGAGGGUUCGGAUCGCUUCUGCGUGGGGCGGCGACGAAGGCUGGGCAGAAGAAGACGAACAAUUUCGAUGCUUGCAGGGAUAUGAGUGGGCGAAGGCUGAGACACGUGAACGCUGAGAAGAGGUUGGAGGAGUGGAAGGCUGGGGAAGAGGAGAGGAAGUUGGAGAAAGUGGCAGAGGAGUUUCUGAAGAAGCAAAUGAAAAAGAAGGGUAAGAAGGGUGUGAAUGAUGCUGAGACCCACAAGUACGUUGCUAAAUAUAGGGAGGAUUCUGAACGCUGCGUUGCAGAGGUUGCCUUGUCCGUCAAGGAGGCUCUCAAUUGUAAGCGGAAACUUUCAGAAGCUUCCCCUCCCCAAGAUGCCAAGAAGAUGAAGAUAUGGAUGGGGAAGAGAAAAUUGACUGGAAGUGAUAGUGAUGAUUCCGAUGAGGAGGUGGAAAAUGAGAAAUCCAUUUUAUUGAGUGCUCAGAAUGAGUCAGAUUCAAAUAAGGCCGAAGACAGUUCAGGUUCAGUAACUGGUAGGAAACAGGAUGGAGACUCUUCUGGUGCAGGAUCGUGUGAAAGUGGAUCUGAAGAAGAUAAAGAAACUGUUGAACCUCAGGGUAAUGAAACUAUUCAGGCCAUACUGAGUGUUGCUGCUGAACCUGUGAUAAAUUGUGAGAUGAUUGAGGCUGCUCCUAUGCCUUGUUCUGAGUCUCUAGUUUCUGGAUUCACGGAUUGCAACGAAGCUGUAUCUGACAAGUUUGAUGGAAGUGUUAGUCAAGCCUCAAAUGUUAUGAGCUCUGAAACUGUGGUUGGUGCAAGCCAAUCUAAUGAUAUGGAAAUUGAUGGAUGUCUGGAGCAAAAAGUAGCAGUCCAUGAAGAAAGCUCGCCAAGCACUAGUGUUCCAGCAUUUGAGGAGCCUCUGAAUUUUGAUGUUUUUAAUUCAGCUGCAGAACUUGAGGUUCUUGGCUUGGAAAAGUUGAAAUCCGAACUGCAGUCGCGUGGGUUAAAAUGUGGAGGUACUUUGCAGGAGCGUGCUGCCAGGCUUUUUCUUUUAAAAUCCACUCCUCUGGAUAAACUUCCAAAGAAGCUGCUAGCCAAGAAAUGAUUUUGUAACUAUUUCUACGUUUUUGUUUAGCAGUCAAUUGUAUCUUGACCUGGGGAAGAGACUAAUGUUUGCUUUUUCUGCGUUUUAUUGCUGAUUGCGGGCUGUAUUUGAUGUAAUAAUACCAUUAACAACAGCAAAGGAAGCGGAUCAUUACCCAAGUCUCAUGCAUUAUGAACAAUUUCAAUUUUCUUUUUAGAUUGUAAAUGAGUAUUAUAUUAUAAUGAGCUUUUCACUUGGUAUCAUCAAUGGCUGCGUG